Molecule: messenger RNA, 947 nt
Organism: Stomoxys calcitrans (stable fly)
Lineage: Eukaryota; Metazoa; Arthropoda; Insecta; Diptera; Muscidae
Exons: 2
Coding region: 83-823 (246 amino acids)
Source: RefSeq, a predicted model, not a curated record
AAAGCCGGUCUUCAUUAGUUUUGAAAGUCGCUCACAGCUCAGAGGACGCAUCACAAGACGAAUCAUCAACUUCAUCAUCAUCAUGGCCAAAUUGUGGAUUUUGACAGUAUUUGCUGUGGCUGCUCUAGCACAGGUCUCUUUGGCUGCCGAUUUGGGCGAAGCCUUGAACAUGAACAUACGCGAACAGUUGCGUUUGUAUGACAUCUUUGCCAAAGACCCUGAGGCUGCCAAAUACAGUGAAGACCUCAAGAAAUUGAUUCAAAUCACCGAAGGUGCCUUGAAAACCGAAUCUGUGCAGGAAAAGGAGCAGACCAUCAACACCAUCGAUAAGAAUUUCAAUGAGGAAUUCAACAAAUGGGUCGGUGCCAAAUUGGAACAUGCCCAAGUCAAUGAUGAUAUUCAUGCUGCCAUCACCUUCUACAGCGGCCUUCUCCAGAAAGCCACUCCCCAUGAGGAGGAGAUCAAAAAGACCCUCAGCACUUUGGAGAAUUUGUUGAAGGAGACCAAUUUGAAGGAAAAGGAGGAUAAAUUCUUGGGUCUCACCAAAACCUUCUCGCCCGAAUUUGAGAAAUUCUUGAAGGAAAGCUCCUUGCCUGAGGUCAAUCAAACUCUGAAAAAGACUGCUGCAUUUUUUGCCACCCUUUUGGAACAAAAGGAAGGCAAGUACGAGAAGGAAAUUGCCGAUUUGAAGGCCAAGACUGAAGCUGCUUUGGCUGAUUCCGUUUCGAUUGAUGAGAAGAACAAAGUAUUGAGUGAAGUUUCUCUGACCGCCGACAAGGAUUUGAAUGAUUAUUUGGCUAAGAAGAACAUUGAAUUGGCCUAAAUGUUUUCGAGGGGAAUGUGAUGAAUUGGAGUUGAAGUUGAUUGUAAAAAAAUUUGUGACUCAGUAUUUUGUUGGAAAAGAAAAAAUUAUUUAAAAUUAAAAACAAGUUUUUCUGAACAAGAAA